CACUGCUGACGUAACCGCGUGACGCCAUGAGGAAACACGAUGUAAACAAAGCGAAACAGCAGCGGGUUAAUUAUCCGGGUUAAUUUAGUCUGAGUUAUUCUCGUUAGCGCGGAUUCACUUUAACUUUGUUUGAUUACGUGUUUUAGUGAACGGAGCUGUUAGCUGACCGUGGCUAACGUCAGCUAGCUGCUAACUAGGUUAGCUCUGAACAACAUGGAUGAUAACAAGAUGGUGGCUGGUAAAGUGAAGAAGCCGGGGAAACGCGGCCGUAAACCUGCCAAGAUCGACCUGAAGGCCAAACUGGAGCGAAGCCGUCAGAGCGCCAGAGAGUGCAGAGCCAGGAAGAAACUGAGGUACCAGUAUCUGGAGGAACUGGUCUCCAGUAAAGAGAGAGCCAUCUGUGCCCUGAGGGAGGAGCUGGAGAUGUACAAGCAGUGGUGUUCAGCCAUGGAUCAGGGGAAGAUCCCGUCAGAGAUUAAAGCUCUGCUGACCGGGGACGAGCAGAAGAUGCCUCAGAGCGGCAGCAGCACCAAGACGUCCAAGAACAACAAGAACAACAUCAGCAGCAAUGGUCAGGGUUAGACUGACUGACUGACUGACUGACUGACUGACUGACUGACGAGGAGGACAGGAAGGGUUAAAGCCUGACCGUGUGUCGACCAGUCACAGCCUUUUUAUUCUCCUCGUGUCACAGUUGUUGGGUUUGAUUCUGUCUCUGCUCCACCUCAGCAAUCCAUCAGUGUCAUGUGACUUAUAAACCCCCUCCUCCCUCUGUCUCCAGGGUUUUCACACUGGGUUAAAUCAGAUCGUCGAACAAUCCUACACACCUGCUUCUGUAACCAAAACACAAAGAGUUCUCUGAUGAACAGAUGAACAGACCUGAACACAGAUUCUGUUCUUAAAAACCAGUUUACUUAGAGGAGGAAUGUGUCACUUAUUUUCUGUUUCAUCUUAAACAGAGAAGAAGUUUCCUUAUCAGUGUAAAUUAUUAUUAUUAUGUAAAUUAACAGUCGAUAAAAUUAAAAUCCAAGUUUCCGUCUCUCAGUACAAAACAGUGAAGGUUAGAAUAUGAACUACAUUUUAAAAGAGAAGUUCUCCUCUACAGAUGAAGAUUCAGUCAAACUUCAUCAUCUGGUCUGUUUUUGUCUCCUUAAAUUCAGGUGUUUAGGAACAAACUGGGUCCUGGUCCUGGUCCUAAACUUCAGAUUCAGAAACUUCGCUGUGUAAACGUAUUCUGAGUCACUUGCCUGAAUGAUGGAGAGAAUAAGAGGAAGGUAAAGAGCUGAGGUGUUGUUUGUUCGGUGUUUCUUCAGUCUGUUUCGGAACAUUAGCUGAGGAUAAAUAUUUGUUGACGUUUUCGGAAUCGGACCGGUCCUGAUGUAGCACUAAACCUAAACCUCCGAGCUCGGAGGAGUCACCGUGUAGAGCGAUGUUGGAGGGCGAGCUGGACGUGUGGUGGAUAUAUUUUUGUAUUUGUAUUUUGUAUGAGCUGAGAUGAAGCUCUGUGUGGAGAGUUCAGUGAUGAUGAAUGUUUGCUGGAACAAGUUGGAGCCUUUUCUGAGUGAAAUGAUAAUAAAUUGAAUUACAUUAAUGACCCAAAGCUUUUUAUUAUUUUCUAUUUACUCCUGUUCGCUGUUUGUUUUUCCUCCCUCCUCACUUGUCUCUAACAGCUGAAGGAAACAGAUGUUUGCAGAUGUUGCCCUUUGAUUUCAUUUCGGACCAACACAUUUUAAGCUUCUUUGUUUUGUAUUUUGUCAGUGAGUUGAUUUGAGAAUCCUCAUUAAAGUUUGUGCACUUUCUUAAAUUUGGCAGAAGCACUUUGUUAGAUGAUCACAGGUGGAAUCUGACCUGAGAUCUGCUCUUUUUGUUUCUAAAAGAAAAUAAACGUGUGUGUUUGACUGUGA
Messenger RNA from Lates calcarifer (barramundi perch), 1904 nucleotides. It is a transcript of the gene crebl2, whose product is annotated as cAMP responsive element binding protein-like 2. Gene Ontology annotation, biological process: regulation of DNA-templated transcription. Bases 214 to 582 code for a protein of 122 amino acids. Gene Ontology annotation, cellular component: nucleus. The record is from RefSeq and is a predicted model, not a curated record. The transcript is spliced from 3 exons. Gene Ontology annotation, molecular function: DNA-binding transcription factor activity. NCBI's taxonomy places the organism in Eukaryota, Metazoa, Chordata, Actinopteri, Centropomidae.